Messenger RNA from Equus caballus (horse), 10291 nucleotides. It is a transcript of the gene DOCK5, whose product is annotated as dedicator of cytokinesis 5. Gene Ontology annotation, biological process: myoblast fusion; small GTPase-mediated signal transduction; cell migration. The record is from RefSeq and is a predicted model, not a curated record. Gene Ontology annotation, molecular function: GTPase activator activity; guanyl-nucleotide exchange factor activity; small GTPase binding. Gene Ontology annotation, cellular component: plasma membrane; cytoplasm. Lineage: Eukaryota; Metazoa; Chordata; Mammalia; Perissodactyla; Equidae.
GUGCCAGGCACUGGGGGUGCCCCGGGGGCGAGAAACAACUCAUUAAUUUCUACCAGUGCCCCCAGGAGCUUGGCGCGCGCAGCCGGAGCGGACCCCGCACUCCGAGCCCACCCGCUGCCCGGCCGCCCAGCCCGGGGGUGCCGAGCGCCUCCCGCUCAGCCCUCGGGACGCCGGCGGGGGACCCGCCCCACGGGAUCCAGCCUCGAGGGUUUAAUCCGGGUGGGGAAGGCAGGGAAAACGGCAAAACACAAAAAGGCAGAAACCGAACCCCAGUCUGCACUGGGAAGCCGCUCCCGGCAAGUGCGCAAGGCGGAGCCGGAGCCCGGCCCGCCGGGAGAGCGCCGAGCCCGGGAGCGGGAGGGAGAGCCAGGCGCCCGGGGCGCGGAGGCGGCCCCGGCGGGCGGAGGGCGCGGCCGGCGGGAGGGGCCGGGGCGGUGCCGGGAGGGGCGCGCACAGCGGCGCGGCCGCCCGGCCCAGCAGGUGACCGCGGGCCGGCGCCGGAGCCGGAGCGGAUCGGUGCGGCGCGGGCGGCGAGGCGGGGAGCCGGCUCGCGGGCUCGGGCCAAGUUUGCCGGAACAUGGCGGCACAGCCCGGGGAGUGCAGGAGCGCGGCGCGGCGGCGGCCGGCGCCCCGGGAGCUGUAGCCGCCGCAGCCGCCGCCGCCGCGGCCGAGGGCGCCGCCAUGGCCCGCUGGAUCCCGACCAAGAGGCAGAAGUACGGGGUUGCGAUCUAUAACUACAAUGCCUCUCAAGAUGUGGAGCUCUCCUUGCAGAUUGGAGACACAGUUCACAUCCUGGAGAUGUAUGAGGGUUGGUACAGAGGAUAUACCCUCCAAAAUAAAUCUAAAAAGGGUAUUUUCCCUGAAACGUAUAUCCAUUUGAAAGAGGCGACUGUGGAAGACCGAGGGCAGCACGAAACUGUGAUUCCUGGUGAGCUCCCCCUGGUGCAGGAGCUCACGUCGACCCUGCGAGAAUGGGUUGUCAUCUGGCACAAGCUCUAUGUGAACAGCAAGGUCACGCUCUUCCGCCAGCUGCAGCAGAUGACGUACAACCUGAUCGAGUGGCGGUCCCAGAUCCUGUCUGGAACACUCCCCAAGGACGAACUGGCAGAGCUCAAGAAGAAGGUCACAGCCAAAAUCGAUCAUGGAAACAGAAUGCUUGGGUUAGAUCUAGUAGUGCGAGAUGACAACGGGAACAUCUUGGACCCAGAUGAAACCAGCACCGUUGCCCUUUUCAAAGCCCAUGAAAUGGCCUCAAAAAGGAUUGAGGAAAAGAUCCAAGAAGAAAAGUCAAUACUGCAGAACCUGGACUUGCGGGGCCAGUCCAUCUUCAGCGCUGUCCACACCUACGGCCUCUAUGUGAACUUCAAGAACUUCGUCUGCAACAUUGGGGAGGAUGCAGAGCUGUUCAUGGCCCUCUAUGACCCGGACCAGUCCACUUUCAUCAGUGAGAACUACCUAAUUCGUUGGGGCAGUAAUGGGAUGCCCAAGGAAAUAGAGAAGCUUAAUAACCUUCAAGCGGUCUUUACUGACCUCAGCAGCACAGAUCUUAUCCGGCCCCGCAUCAGCCUCGUGUGCCAGAUUGUCCGGGUGGGCCACAUGGAGCUGAAGGAGGGCAAAAAGCACACCUGUGGCCUCCGAAGACCUUUUGGAGUAGCAGUGAUGGACAUUACUGAUAUCGUCCAUGGGAAGGUAGAUGACGAAGAGAAGCAGCAUUUUAUUCCCUUUCAGCAAAUUGCGAUGGAAACCUAUAUCCGGCAGAGACAGCUAAUCAUGUCGCCCCUGAUAACAUCCAAUGUGAUUGGGGAGAAUGAGCCGCUCACAUCAGUCUUGAAUAAAGUGAUAGCAGCGAAGGAAGUGAAUCACAAAGGACAAGGACUUUGGGUGUCCUUGAAGCUAUUGCCAGGUGAUCUCACGCAAGUUCAGAAGACUUUUUCACACUUGGUGGAUAGAUCGACAGCAAUCGCCCGAAAAAUGGGCUUUCCUGAAAUAAUACUUCCAGGAGAUGUUCGGAAUGAUAUUUAUGUCACCCUCAUCCAUGGGGAGUUUGACAAAGGGAAAAAGAAGACGCCGAAGAACGUGGAGGUGACCAUGUCUGUGUAUGACGAGGAGGGCAAGCUCUUGGAGAAAGCCGUUCAUCCAGGUGCCGGCUACGAAGGCGUCUCAGAGUACAAGUCCGUCGUCUAUUACCAGGUCAAGCAGCCCUGCUGGUACGAGACAGUCAAGGUGUCCAUUGCUAUAGAAGAGGUUACUCGCUGCCACAUAAGAUUUACCUUCCGCCACAGGUCAUCUCAGGAAUCCAGAGAUAAAUCAGAGCGAGCAUUUGGGGUGGCCUUCGUAAAACUGAUGAACCCGGAUGGCACCACUCUGCAGGAUGGACGGCAUGAUCUGGUGGUUUAUAAGGGUGACAACAAGAAAAUGGAAGAUGCUAAAUUCUACCUGACCCUGCCUGGAACCAAGGUAGAGAUGGAAGAAAAAGAGCUCCAAGCAUCCAAAAACCUGGCCAACUUUACCCCAACCAAGGAUAGCACAAAAGAUAGCUUUCAGAUUGCCACCCUCAUUUGCUCCACAAAGCUCACCCAGAAUGUUGACCUGUUAGGCUUAUUAAAUUGGCGUUCGAACUCCCAGAACAUUAAACACAACUUAAAGAAGUUAAUGGAGGUGGAUGGAGGAGAGAUUGUUAAGUUUUUGCAAGAUACGCUAGAUGCACUUUUUAACAUAAUGAUGGAAAUGUCAGACAAUGAAACCUAUGACUUCCUUGUGUUUGAUGCGCUGGUAUUUAUUAUCUCACUGAUAGGCGACAUCAAGUUCCAGCAUUUUAAUCCUGUCCUUGAAACCUACAUUUACAAGCACUUCAGUGCCACUUUGGCGUAUGUGAAACUCUCCAAGGUACUGAACUUUUAUGUGGCUAAUGCAGAUGACUCCAGCAAGACAGAACUGCUCUUUGCUGCCUUGAAAGCUUUAAAGUACUUGUUCAGAUUCAUCAUCCAAUCUAGAGUGCUCUACCUGAGAUUUUAUGGCCAAAGUGAAGAUGGAGAUGAAUUUAAUAAUUCGAUCCGCCAGUUAUUUCUUGCUUUCAAUACGCUAAUGGACAUGCCCCUGGAGGAAGCUGUCAAGAUCAAGGGGGCAGCUUUGAAGUACCUUCCUAGCAUAAUUAAUGACGUCAAGCUUGUUUUCGAUCCUGUUGAGCUCAGUGUGCUCUUCUGCAAGUUCAUUCAGAGCAUUCCUGACAACCAGUUAGUUCGCCAGAAACUUAACUGCAUGACCAAGAUAGUGGAGAGCAAUCUUUUCCUGCAGUCAGAGUGCAGAGACGUGCUGCUGCCGCUGCUCAUAGACCAGCUCAGCGGCCAGUUAGACGACAACUCCAGCAGGCCUGACCCUGAGGCGAGCUCGCAGCUUCUGAGCAACAUCCUGGAAGUGCUGGACAGGAAGGAUGUGGGCCCCACGGCGAUGCACAUACAGCUGAUAAUGGAACGGCUGCUGAGAAGGAUCAACCGGACCGUGAUUGGGAUGAGCCGACAGUCUCCCCACAUCGGGAGUUUUGUUGCUUGCAUGAUAGCCAUCCUGCGGCAAAUGGACGACAGCCACUACACCCACUAUAUCAGCACAUUCAAAACCAGACAAGAUAUCAUCGACUUCCUCAUGGAAACGUUUAUCAUGUUUAAGGAUCUGAUUGGAAAGAAUGUCUAUGCCAAAGACUGGAUGGUCAUGAAUAUGAUGCAGAGCAGGGUUUUCCUCCGGGCUAUCAAUCAGUUUGCUGAGGUUCUCACAAGCUUCUUCAUGGACCAGGCAAGCUUUGAACUUCAGCUCUGGAACAAUUACUUCCAUUUGGCAGUAGCGUUUCUCACCCAUGAGUCCCUUCAGCUUGAAACCUUCUCACAAGCCAAGCGCAGCAAAAUUGUAAAAAAAUAUGGGGACAUGAGAAAGGAGAUCGGCUUUAGAAUCCGGGACAUGUGGUAUAACCUGGGUCCCCACAAAAUCAAAUUCAUCCCAUCCAUGGUGGGUCCCAUUCUGGAGGUCACAUUGACCCCCGAAGUAGAGCUCCGGAAAGCCACCAUCCCCAUUUUCUUUGAUAUGAUGCAGUGUGAGUUCAAUUUCAGUGGAAAUGGCAAUUUCCAUAUGUUUGAGAAUGAGUUGAUUACAAAGCUGGACCAAGAGGUGGAAGGGGGCAGAGGCGAUGAACAAUACAAGGUCCUUCUGGAAAAACUGCUUCUAGAACAUUGCCGGAAACAUAAAUACCUCUCCAGCUCUGGAGAAGUCUUUGCACUCCUGGUCAGCAGCCUCUUAGAGAAUCUCUUGGACUACAGGACCAUCAUAAUGCAUGACGAGAGCAAGGAAAACCGCAUGAGCUGUACCGUUAAUGUGCUGAAUUUUUAUAAAGAAAAGAAGAGAGAGGACAUAUACAUAAGGUACUUAUACAAGCUGCGGGAUUUGCACCGAGACUGUGAGAACUACACAGAAGCUGCCUACACGCUUCUCUUACAUGCUGAGCUUCUGCAGUGGUCUGACAAGCCCUGUGUCCCCCAUUUGCUUCAGAGGGACAGUUACUAUGUUUAUACCCAGCAAGAGCUCAAAGAGAAGCUGUAUCAAGAAAUCAUAUCAUAUUUUGACAAAGGCAAAAUGUGGGAGAAGGCAAUCAAACUGAGCAAAGAGUUGGCUGAGAAUUACGAGAGCAAAGUGUUUGACUACGAGGGCCUUGGCGAUCUCCUGAAAAAAAGAGCCUCGUUUUAUGAGAACAUCGUUAAGGCGAUGCGGCCUCAGCCAGAAUACUUUGCUGUUGGCUACUAUGGACAGGGCUUUCCUUCCUUCCUGCGGAACAAAAUCUUCAUCUACCGGGGGAAGGAGUAUGAGAGGCGAGAAGACUUCAGCCUGAGGUUGCUGACCCAGUUCCCCAAUGCCGAGAAGAUGACCAGUACCACGCCCCCGGGAGAGGAAAUCAGGUCCUCCCCUAAGCAGUACAUGCAGUGUUUCACUGUAAAGCCAGUGAUGAGCCUGCCGCCCAGCUACAAGGAUAAACCAGUUCCAGAGCAAAUCUUAAACUACUACAGAGCCAACGAAGUGCAGCAGUUCCGAUAUUCCCGGCCAUUCCGGAAAGGAGAAAAGGAUCCACACAAUGAAUUUGCCACCAUGUGGAUUGAAAGGACCACAUAUACCACUGCAUAUACGUUUCCUGGGAUUCUCAAGUGGUUUGAAGUCAAACAGAUCUCAACAGAGGAAAUCAGCCCUCUGGAGAAUGCCAUCGAAACCAUGGAACUCACCAAUGAGAGGAUCAGCAACUGUGUUCAGCAGCAUGCCUGGGACCGCUCCCUCUCUGUGCAUCCUCUCUCCAUGCUGCUCAGCGGCAUCGUGGACCCGGCUGUCAUGGGCGGAUACUCCAACUACGAAAAGGCCUUUUUUACAGAAAAGUACUUGCAGGAGCAUCCUGAGGACCAGGAGAAGAUUGAGCUGCUAAAGCGACUAAUAGCGUUACAGAUGCCCCUGCUGACAGAGGGGAUCCGCAUCCAUGGGGAGAAGUUGACAGAGCAGCUAAAGCCGCUGCAUGACCGCUUGUCUUCUUGCUUCCGGGACCUCAAGGAGAAAGUGGAAAAGCUCUAUGGGGUCAUAACACUGCCGCCCAACUUGACCGAGAGGAAGCAAAGCCGCACGGGGUCUAUCGUGCUGCCCUACAUCAUGUCGUCUACACUGCGGAGAUUGUCCGUCACCUCGGUGGCUUCCUCUGUGGUUUCCACCUCUUCUAACUCGUCUGAUAAUGCUCCUUCCAGACCAGGAUCUGAUGGGUCAAUCUUGGAGCCACUUUUGGAGCGCAGGGCCUCGUCAGGUGCCAGAGUUGAAGAUCUACCCCUCAGGGAAGACAGUGAGAACCGGAUGAGCAAGUUCAAGAGAAAAGACUGGAGCCUGAGCAAGUCCCAGGUCAUUGCAGAGAAAGCACCAGAACCUGACCUGAUGAGCCCCUCCAGAAAAACACAAAGGCCAAAGAGUCUCCAACUGUCGGACAAUCGGCUGACGCCGUUUCAUGGUUCCUCACCUCCUCAGUCGACGCCCUUGAGCCCGCCUCCACUCACUCCUAAGGCUACCAGGACCCUGAGCUCCCCCUCUUUGCAGACAGAUGGGCUGAUGACUGCUCCUGUCCCACCACCCCCUCCCCCCAAAAGCAAGCCCCAUGAGAGCAGCCAGAGGAACUCCACGGAGAUUGCCCCCCCAUUGCCUGUCCGGAGAGAAGCCAAGGCCCCACCUCCACCCCCUCCAAAAGCUCGGAAGUCUGGCAUCCUUUCUUCUGAGCCUGGGUCCCAGUAAGGAUCUUGUCCGCUCUCUGGAACUCUGAGUACCUCGGAUAGCUGAUGCCUGAGAACUGGCCCGACGAGGCAGUGUCCCCAUUGCACCGGGCCCCCUGCUGACUGCCUUUCCUGACCUGGAAUAAGGUUCACCGGCUCAAAACUGCUUUUGUUCUUUUGAAGGCAUCUCUUUGAUUGAUGUCUGAGGCCAUGCCACAUCUUCUCCAGUCCACGCGGAAUUCCAGAAUUGGCCGUAUCCUGUGUGUUUCUCAAGGAGAGCUCUCCCUGGCCAUUAUUAAAUGUCAGCCUCCAGUGCGGAACCCCGGGGGCCUACAAAAGCCUGGACAAGUUCUUCCGCAGUGUUGGAACAACCCAGUAACCGACUCCUUGGAGGGAUUUCCUGCUUUGCUUCUGGAAAGCUGUGCUUCAUACUUAGUUUUCUCACGUGGACAUACCCUAUCUCGUAAAACGUUGGGAAAGACUGAUAUCAAGUACUUUGGUAGCCAAAAUAAUCUUAUCUUUCUAACAUCUACUGUGUCUCCUUUGAGGAAAGAAUAUAUUUUAAUGGAGAUUGGCUGCUUUCAAGUAUGAAUGGCUAUCAUUACUGAAAAAACAUGGACUCAGUCAUGAGCCCUGAGCUCCUGUGUCCCCCCACCCCCACCGACUUGUGACACAGGAAAGCUGCCCCAACCCUCCCGGGGGUCGCUCAUGCUCCUGACUAGUGGACUAAUGGCCCUCACCACACGGCAGUCGCUCCUUCCUACCAUGGACUCCUUUGAAGCUCUUUCUUUUACACACACAGUUUCUUGUCCUGUCCCCUCCUCUGAGCUCAGAUCACUGGAUAUAAGGGAUUAGAAGCCCAGGUUCAACAGCUUCUCUUCCAGAUCCCGUUUGGAGGGCUCAGCGGCCCCUGUCUGCAACCUGAUUUUACCCUGAAGUGCAAUAUCUCCCUUUGAUUAUUUAUUCCUCUUGAUUGUGGAAUUAAUUUGAUUACAUGUUUAUGGUACUAAUGUCAGUACUCCUUUCAGAAAGAAAAAAUGGGGUGAUUUAGAUAACAGAUAUUACCUACACCUACAUAAACAGCCGCACAAAGUUAAAGACAUUUUGAGCUGGAAGGGCCUUAAAGGCCGGACACACCACUCCCUGAUUUUGUAGAUAAGGAAAUUGAGGCUAAACACAGAAAACCCUAUGAGAGAUUCGUACCAACUCAGCUUGCUAAUUGAGGCUAUCCCCGAUAACACUUAGAUUAGCAGACAACCCUGCCAACUCUUUAAUCCCUCCCCCAGUUGGAACAGCAGUGGAGGUGUCCCCGACGUUUCUAGUCUGCUUAGGUGUUUAUGGCAAAGUAGAACACUCUUUGGGUGUGGGUCCCCCAGCUCCACAUGGGGAAGCUCACCAGGAGUCUCUCCCACCAGCGGGCCCAGGCCCCUUUCCUCUGAGGUCAAGGGAGGAGAGAAAAGGGUUUCAGCUCCGAGAAUUGGGAUUUGCUUUCCUGCCUCUUUGCUUGUGUGCCUGCGUCACCACGACCUCUCUUAGGAGAGACAUGUUCAUUCAUCAUAGGGUCUGGGAAGGAAAACCUCUGAGAUGUGUCCGGCGUUACUCAAGAAGUGAGUGUGCAUGCUUAAAAGCGGCGAGGAGAAGCUUAUUCUUCACCACCAUCCAGAAGAACCUACAAUGUGAUAUAAUGGGAAGAGCCCGGACUUUGGAAGAAAAGCCAUUCGGUGUCAGAUCAUCCCAGCUACAUCAUCUGUUAACUUUGCAAACUUCCUCAAAUUAUUUGAAAUUCUCUGAGCUUUCCUUUUUUCACCUUUCAAAAUGGGGAUAAAACCUGCCACACAGGUAUUGUGAGGUUCAGAUGAGAUCGAAUAUAUGAAGUAGCAGGUACUCAUGGCAUGGUCUAUCCUUCUCUCUGCUAGGCCUGAGUACAACUCAGAACUCUCUAAGAGCGUUGUUGACGCUCCUUGUUUUUCAAGGUAAUUUGGAAUGGGAGUGCAGGUUAGUUCCGCACAUACAGUCCGUCUCCCAAAGACGGCAUCUUUUGGAGUCUCUUUCAUAGUCACUUAUGACUAGAGACACAGUGUUAACAAGAACUGAAGAGGGCUCGAAGUGGACAGAACUCGAGAGAUUGAAGGAAGAGAAUGAAGAGGAGGGGUGGAAGGCUGAUGAGGAGCCUGGUAGACUGGUGGGAGGGGAUGCGUCUGCCUCACCCUACUUUCCAGGCUGCCAUUAAAAUAGAAAACUGUCAACUGGGUCACGAACAAGCCAAACCUAAUGCACGUCCCUUCAGUGCAGUGGAGGUGACUCCUGCAGUCUGGGCUUUGAUCAGAGGCUGGGGAAAUCUGGUCCAUCAAUGCCCAAAUACCUUCCAUUUUUUAAUAUAACGCAUUCUUCCAUAUGACCCCCUUUCCACAUUAAUGAAAUACUAGGUCUCUCCUGCCUGAAUUCAAAGCAUUCCAGGUAAUGUUGUGAAUGAUAAAUUAUAGGGGACAUUGGAAGGGUCUUCUCCUUCGGAAGCUACUGGAUUAGAAAGAGUCAUACUUGACAAAACAUCAUAAAUGUUGUCUGUCCUGAAGUCAACGAGGAAGACUGCAAAGAAAUGCCUUAUGAUUACCUUAAAUAAGGGAGCAAUGAGGGGCAGGGAAUAAAGGAGAAGAAGUGGGUUUUUUCCUGGAUAAGAACUCUGGAGCAUUGACAGACAUUGAAAGUAGCCUCCAGAUUGUCGCAACCUUUGUGGAUAUUAAUUUAUGGAAUUUUCUUUUAGUCCCUUUUUUUCUCUCUCUGUGUCCUGGUGAUUUGUCUUGCUUUGAAAUUUUUUUUCAAGAAUUGUUUCCUUCAACAUGUAUUAAGCCCUUACUGAAUGCCAGGGUGUGGCUAUUCAGUGUGUUCAGUGGGAACAGCCUUGGUGUACAAAGGCUGUGGUGUGCUGUGGGAUUGGCAAGAGGAAAGUGAAACCCUAGAUAAGGCUGCUGGAAGCUAGGUUGCCUUCUCCUUCGCCACCUUCCCAUCUUGAUUCCAAAAUUAGUCAUUUUCUCCUGGCAGAGAGACCCAUUGCAAACUGCUGCCACACCACAGACCCCUAAGAAGACACCGGAGAUAACCCAGGAUCUGAGAUACCAACCUACCUUUGCUAAGCCUUUCCGAGCUCCCUUUUCCUUCCCCUCUACUUGCCCCAGAUCAUGGGGUGAUUUCUUGUUUUAAGAUUGAGACAUAACUUACCUACUCUUAAGGGCACAAAUCUUAGGUGCACAGAUGGAUGAAAUUUUCCGUAGGUAUACACUCCUGUCACCACCUCUCGGAUCCAGACAUACACUACUUCCAGCACCUCUGUGUCCACCUGUCAUUUUGCAAAAGGUAUUUAGAAGUCCCUUCAAAUUUGUACCUUCCUUCCCCUCACUUCGAGGGUUCAAUUAAAAGGAGAGAAAAACCCCACCAUCAACACAAAACAAGACCGUAAAGAGUGUGCACCUGUUGGCAAGUCAAUUUGUAGUCAGUCCCUGGGCCGCAAUUGCCUCGUGUACAUAUAUAUGUACACACGUAUAUAUAUUUGAGGCUACAUGUCUUCAGAUCCUUUCAGCCCCUAGCUUGCUUUUAUUCUAAGUGAAUGAAAAAGAGUCAGAAGGAAACUAAGUUUCUGAGGAAAGGCUUUUAGGCUCGUGCACCAUGACCAAGGGGGAUUUUAAAAUUAAGUCGGAAAAGGUGAGUUCCUCUUUGCGUAGGUUGACAGUGGAAUCGUCAGUUCUAAUCUCCAAAAGAAAAAAGACAGUUUUCCUUUCAAGUUGAUGAUUUCAGACUGAUUCUUCUAAUCCGGUCAAGGCUGGUCUUCAGUGUAUGCUGCCCGAACUCAUCUGUCAGUCAGAUUUUGUGAGUUGUUCAUCCAAACUGUGUCAAAAACUGUUGCCAUGAUUUUGUAACCUAGUUGGGUUUCAAACGCGGACAGUUAGGAAUAUGUGCAUUGAAGCAGAAACAUUUUGUUCAGAUUUGCUGUUAUUUAUUUUUUAAAUUAAAAAUGGAAAUGUCUUUAA